AUGAGUGAUAUAAAAGUAUCAAAAGGACUGCGAUUUGCUGACACUUCGGCUUCAAUCGAGAUCUUAAGGGAAGAGAGACUUAAUAGAAGUCGACAUUUCCUUAAACAACUCAAUUGGGAUAACUAUGAAAGGAUUAGAUUUGUUGGUAAAGGUGCGUUCGGAACGGCUGUCCUCUACAGGAAACGAUCGGAUGAUAUGCUAGUUGUGCUCAAAGAGAUUAAUAUGAAUGACUUGAAUGCCACCGAAAGACAGUUAGCGAUCAAUGAAGUAAAAGUGUUGUCAAUAUUAAACAAUCCAAACAUUAUUAGUUAUUUCGACAGUUUUGAAAGUAAUGGUAAUCUGUAUAUAGAGAUGGAGUACGCGGACGCCGGCACUCUGGCCGAGCUAUUGGCACAACUCAACCAACCCUUACAUGAAUACGAAAUACUUCUCAUAUUUAGACAAAUUGUUUGUGCAAUCAAUUAUUUGCAUCAAAAUAAUAUAUUACACAGAGAUAUCAAAACGGCUAAUAUUUUUCUUAACAAAGAAGGAUAUAUUAAAGUCGGAGACUUUGGUAUUUCAAAGAUGUUGACCACUAAACGUGAGGCCGAAUCAGUAGUCGGAACGCCUUAUUAUAUCAGUCCUGAAAUUUGUGAGGGCAAGAAUUAUAAUCAGAAAUCGGAUAUAUGGGCCUUGGGUUGUGUUCUCUAUGAAAUGGCGUGUUUACACAAAACAUUUGAGGGAUCUAACCUCCCUGUCCUCAUUAAUAAAAUAGUUAAGGGUCAGUUUGCUCCCAUCAGACGUAACUAUUCAGCAAAGUUUCGUAAUUUAAUCAAUGAGUUGCUGCACAGGGAUCCCAAUAUGAGACCGACCGCACAGCAAGUGUUGGACACACUGGUCGGUCAGCUAAAUAAGUUACAGUUGGAUAGGAUUCAGAUGUGGUCUCAAUAUCAAGAAAUGCCGACUUCAGUCAUCACGUCUGGUAUUUUGAUCCAAAAUAGUAGUUCAUUACAAUAUCCCCGAUCGACUGUAUAUGAGGUGCUUAUUGGGGAACCACAUAUCAAAUUGUCACCACUAUUAUUACCCCCUAAAAUCAGAAUCAAAGAGAUAAGCAAAAGUUUGACACAUUUUUUAGCUCUGACUUAUAACUCUGUUGUAUAUUCAUGGGGUAACGGAUCCAAAGGCCAGUUAGGUUUGGGUGAAUCGAUUCGUUUCUCAUCAAAACCAGAAUGUAUUGAAUCAUUGCGUAACCGCAAUAUAGUCCGCAUUUGUGCCGGCGAUGGCUUUAGUGUCUUCAUCAGCAAAAACGGUUUAGUUAUGACUUGUGGUGAUAAUCAAAACCGAUGUUUGGGUAGAAACGAAACGGUGCCCUCUUUUACACCUAAAUUGGUCGACACAUUGCUUAGCGCUGAUGUUUCGACUGUCAGUUGCGGUACAAAUCAUGUGUCAAUUGUGACCGGAGAUGGAAAGGCAUAUUCGUGGGGAUAUAAUAUUGAUGGCAGACUUGGUGUCAAUUUGCACAACAACUUUGUCGAUAUACCCACUGGUGUUGUAUUUUAUGAAGACGUUUGUAUAAAAAAUGUUUUCUGUGGUCCCGACGCCACAGCCUUUAUUGACGACAAGGGAUUUGUGUGGAUGUCUGGCAAUAACUCAUAUAAUAAACUGGGAUUUAAUGAAAAACAUUAUUUUAAGACCAUUAAAGUUAGUCAAAUGUGGUCUCCAUUUAAAUUAAAAUGGAUUAAACAAAGAGUACUCUCAGUAUCAUUGAGUUUGACGAACUCAGCACUUGUUGUAGAAGAUGGACAAGUGAUCACUUGUGGACUUAAUAGUGACGCACAGUUAGGUUUAGGUCAUGUGAGGCCAUCGCAUAAAGCCAGUGUCGUUAACCAAUUAUCACAACAAACUAUAAUUAGAGUGCAAACGGGUUCGGCAUUUAUGGUGGCCUCCAAUGCCGAAAAUGUUAUUUACUUUUGGGGCGCACGACCUGUCAAUCCAUUGCCAACAAUUGAUAUUGAAAAAUCAGAGAAUCACUUGACAUCUGAUACAAUAAAAUUAGGAGAAUGUAAUCAAUCGUUGAUGAAUGUGGUAGAGAUUGUUGGUCCGGAUCACCCUAUUGUCCAAAUACGUGAUCCAAAGAUAAUAAUUGAUAAUCUUCACGAUCUUUCACUAUUGAAUCUAACGAAUAAAGCCAUUAUACUUAAGCCACAGCCUAUUAUAUCAUUAUAUUCAUCACCAGUUCAUCUCUAUCAGGGAGAGGUUGUAGGACUGGCCAAUCUAUAUGUAUUUUUAGAUGACACGGUUUAUGUUGUUAUUGACACAACUAUUCCAUUAAAUGAAGAUAAUUAUGAAUCUAUAGAACAAACACCAGUUUUGUCAACAGUUCCAGAGGAAGACAACCUAACAAUUAAAGACACAAAUACUAGAGAAAAUAGUAAUUCAUUGACAUAUCUCAGCCAAAAUAUUCCCGAAUGGAUUCUCCAAGAGAUGGACGACCAGACAAACAAUACUUUCAUUGAAUUGCAAAACCUUAGUUCAAUUGGUGACACAAUCGGCAUCAAUGAUAACACUUUUAUAUGUCCGCAAUCCUGUGACUGUCAUCAAGAAAUCAAUAAAUUAAGACAAAAAUUACAAGAAAAACAAAACACAAUUCUUAGUCUUCAAACUCUUUGUUGUGAAUUAGAGAAUCAAAACCAACUCUUGAAAAGAAGACAACAGGAGUUCAGUCAAAAGUUUCGGCCAAUGAUUUGUAGUCAACAGUGCUGUCAUAUAAUGUGA
Molecule: messenger RNA, 2754 nt
Organism: Oppia nitens
Lineage: Eukaryota; Metazoa; Arthropoda; Arachnida; Sarcoptiformes; Oppiidae
Product: serine/threonine-protein kinase Nek8-like
Exons: 11
Coding region: 1-2754 (917 amino acids)
Biological process (GO): protein phosphorylation
Molecular function (GO): ATP binding; protein kinase activity
Source: RefSeq, a predicted model, not a curated record